Bombina bombina (fire-bellied toad) is the source of this 1455-nucleotide messenger RNA. RefSeq names its product mitochondrial translation release factor 1 like (gene MTRF1L). Gene Ontology annotation, molecular function: translation release factor activity. The transcript is spliced from 7 exons. NCBI's taxonomy places the organism in Eukaryota, Metazoa, Chordata, Amphibia, Anura, Bombinatoridae. The coding region runs from base 78 to 1373 and encodes 431 amino acids. The record is from RefSeq and is a predicted model, not a curated record. Gene Ontology annotation, biological process: translational termination.
CGCUACAGCCAUAAGAUGACGUCAAGUCACAGACAGUAGAUGAGUUUAGAGGUUAUUUGAUCUCACUUUCUCGCGACAUGAAUAUUGUCAUGCUGGUAAGCGCUAGACAGUGUAUUUCGUGUUUAUUUCGCAUAUCUUCUAUUAAAUGGCACACAUGGCCAGACGUGAUUUCAUGUGUUCGGGGUCGGUGGUUCUUCAGCAGCCAGGCAGCAGACGGCAACGAACAACGACACCUUACUCGCAUGGGGGAAGCGCUGAAGAGCGAUUUAUGGAUUAGCUACUUGAAUCGAUUAGAGAAAAAAAUCCCAGCAGUAGGUGACACCACAGUCUCUCACAGCGAUAAGUUUCCUACACACAAGGGGGAUGCACAGUUGCGCGAGGGCAAGAAUAAUUGGGACCUGCGCCGUCUUGGUCACGUGGUCCAGGAUCUGCGGAGCAAGGAGAAUGAGUUAAAGGAGCUGCAACAACUCCUCAGAGAUGAGAGCGAAGAUAUGCGAACUCUCGCAAACACAGAAAUAGAAUCCUGUCAAGAGGAGAUAGAAAAACUAAAACAUCAGAUUGCUGGACUAUUAAUUCAGAGAGAAGAGGCAGAUGACAAUGAUCUUAUUGUGGAAGUGACAGCUGGUGUUGGAGGUCAGGAGGCUAUGCUGUUUACUGCUGAGGUUUUUGACAUGUAUCAGCAUUAUGCUUCCCAUAAGAACUGGAGUUUUGAUAUACUUGAAUAUUAUCCGAGUGAUUUAGGUGGUCUGCGGCAUGCAACAGCUAGCGUUGGAGGCCUUGAAGCAUACAAAAACCUGAAAUUUGAAGGAGGAGUGCACAGAGUUCAACGAGUGCCAAGAACUGAGAAACAAGGCCGAAUUCAUACAAGCACAAUGACUAUAGCUAUACUACCUCAACCUAGUGAGAUUAAUUUAGUAAUUAAUCCCAAAGAUUUACGAAUUGAAACCAAAAGAGCUAGCGGUGCUGGGGGCCAACAUGUAAACACCACUGACAGUGCAGUACGGAUUGUUCACAUACCAACUGGUGUUGUAUCAGAAUGCCAACAAGAAAGAUCCCAAAUCAAAAAUAAAGAAAAAGCAAUGCAAGUGCUACGUGCAAAAUUAUACAGCAUGAAACUUGAAGAGGAAACUAACAAAAGAUACAACGCACGGAAAAUACAGAUUGGCACCAAAGGAAGAUCCGAAAAAAUACGGACUUACAACUUUCCUCAGGAUCGUGUCACAGACCACCGAAUUGGCAUGUCUUUACAUAACAUUGAAGGCUUUAUGCUCGGGGAAGAACUUUUAGAUGAGAUGAUUCAGUCUCUGAGUGACUAUGCAGACUAUGAAUCACUAAUGGACAUUAUUUCAGAGUCAUCUAGUGAAGAUCUGUGAACAGUCUCUAAAUGCCUAUGUAUGUAUAUUCUUUGUUGCCACUGUAUCUUGUGACGCAAUAAUACAAUAUGAUUUAUACUUU